This is a messenger RNA of Octodon degus (degu), 613 nucleotides long. RefSeq names its product glutathione S-transferase A-like. The transcript has 4 exons. Lineage: Eukaryota; Metazoa; Chordata; Mammalia; Rodentia; Octodontidae. Gene Ontology annotation, biological process: xenobiotic metabolic process; glutathione metabolic process. Gene Ontology annotation, cellular component: extracellular exosome; cytosol. The record is from RefSeq and is a predicted model, not a curated record. Bases 16 to 534 code for a protein of 172 amino acids. Gene Ontology annotation, molecular function: glutathione transferase activity.
AUAGCGGGGCUCUUGAUGUACCAGCAAGUACCCAUGGUGGAGAUGGAUGGGAUGACAAUGGUGCAGUCCAGUGCCAUUCUCAACUACAUUGCCACCAAGUACAAUCUCUACGGAAAGGACACGAAGGAGAGACUCCUGAUUGAUAUGUAUACAGAAGGAAUGACAGAUUUAUAUGAACUUUUUCUACAACUGGUUAUAGCUGCUCCAGCGGAGAAAGAUGCUAAGGUGGCCUUUCUCAAAGACAGAGCAAAGAAUCGCUACUUACCUGCCUUCGAAAAAGUAUUAAAGAGCCACGGACAAGACUACCUUGUUGGCAACAAGCUGAGCAAGGCUGACAUUCUCCUGGUCGAGCUUCUCUACAUGGUUGAAGAGUUUGAUGCCAGUCUUCUGGCGGGCUUCCCGCUGCUGCAGGCCUUAAAAACCAGAAUCAGCAACCUGCCUGGCGUGAAGAAGUACCUGCAGCCUGGGGGCCAGAGAAAGCCUCUUCCUACUGAAAAAAUGGUUGAAGAAGCAAGAAAGGUUUUCAAGUUUUAAUACGUGUGGCACUGACCAAGACCAUGUAUGUCAAACUUCUAAAAUUUUAAAGCAAUAAAAUUAUUUGAAUAAAUACUGA